CGUUGACUACCGGCUUCCUUAAAAUUUGCACCGCGGAGAGCUACAGCUUUCACAGAAUGACGAGGAAAACUGUCAGAUCUAUCUUAGAGCUGGGAGAUUUUUUCAAAAGCGGAGAUAGAGGAGCAAACUGCGAGACAUGGGAUCCAUUUAAUCGAAUUUUCAGGGUAUCAACGCAGUCUAGUCGAAUGACUAUACCCAAAAAGUUUGAGGAAAAACUGACUCGGUGGUUCAAGCUCCCAGGCGACAUAAAUGAUAAUCAAUCCAUCAAUAGAGCGGAAUAUCAAACCGUAGUCAGAGUAUUUGACUGCUGGACAUGCAAUCAAACCUGUUUUAAUGGUGCCAGAGCCCUUAGACCGCUCAACAAUGGCGAGACAAACUCUAUUACCUCGGAAUCCGUGGAAAUACCUCUUGGUUCCAAAGUGCGGGAAUGUGACUUCUGCACACCACUUGAUUAUACGGCUGCAGAUCAGUGGGGUCGACUGGAAAAUGCAAGUGGUUUGACAGCAUCCAAUGUUGCAAAAUAUGAUGGAUUGCAUAGUAUGGUCGUAUUCAAAGAGCAUCCACCAAGUCAUAUGGAUAAGAAAAAACUGUGGGACAUCUUGGACUUGUGUACUCAGUGGUUUGAAGUCACGCAUAAAAACAACCCACAGGCAAUCUACCCUAUCAUGAAUUGGAAUUGCCGUGCUCGAGCAGGAGCUUCACAGCACCAUGGGCACUCACACAUGUUACUAGCAGAGAACUUCCACUAUGGGCAGUGGGAGCGCUUAAAACAGGCUGCAAAACAUUAUUCAACUGAAAAUCCUGGCUGUAACUAUUUUGAUGAUCUUGUGACUGCUCACAGAAAUCUUGGACUUGCAAAGAUGUGUGGAGAAGCUUGUGUGUUUGCCCAUAUAGUACCAUUUUGUGGCUAUGAGUUCAAAGUCAUCUCUUGGAAUUUUGAUGAAAACUUCAAGCAGGCAAUCAGUGAAGCUGUGGAGGCACUUAUUAACAAGUUUGGUGCAGAAUGUUUUAACUUGUGCAUUCACUUUCCACCUCUUGAAAAGGGAAAACUCAGAAAAAGUGCAGUAGUUGAAGAGGUGAAAAACAAGAGUUUGGACACAGGUGACAUUGCAAUGCCUUUUAUGGCUCACCUUGUUGACAGAGGAGGAGUACAAAGUUCCUCAUCUGAUGUUUGUGGAAUGAGGAUAUAUGGAAGUGCCAUAGUUAAUGAGGAUCCAUUCUCAAUUGCGCAGCAGCUAGGAUGGUCGACAUGACCUGGGUUUUGUAGUUUUAUUGAUUGUACUUUUACAACAAAGAGAUUGCCUAUUUUUUUAGCUUCACUAUCUCUUCUAACAAUACUUUUGAAAAAUUUCUUCUCAUCGUCAAUUGUACUACUCAAACUUAUUAAUUAUUCAUAAAGUUAUAAGCCAAUCAGAGUGCCCCAUUUUGGUCAGGUGCAUGUAUCUUGAUACCUAAUGAAAAUCUAGAUCAAGAUUACUCUGGUUAGUUUAAAAACUGAUGAAAACACUGAUCAAGACACUUGAAUUUUAAUUGGCAACCUCAAUUACCAUAAAAUAAAUUAUUCACAACCGUACUUCGAAAAGUUAUUCACAACGUGAGCAUCAAGUGGAUUCAACACCUUGUCACCGAAUUUUUCUCCCAAAUGACACUUCAGACCACACACUAUCCUGUACACAGUUCUGGGUGGAUACCUUUCCCCUGAAUCUUUGGCAACUUCCAUUACAAACUUUGUGAGCCAUUAGUUGAGAGAUAUGGCAUCCAUAUCCUCUAUUUCACAACUAACAGGAUUAACCUUGUGUAAUUCAUAAUCUUCUAAAGUGCCGAUUUUAGAUUUCGGUGGUCUUUUGAAAAGACCACCAAAAUCUAAAAUCGGCACUUUCAUCUCCCUUUGCUGCUGCCAUUUCUGAAAUAUUUUUAAAGCCUCUUUGUUUUUGUACUUUGUAGAAGAUGGAACAGCUUGAUUGGCCAGGACUUGUUCUUGGAGUUGUUUAGCUGAACUUUUCGGCAAAGGGAAACAACUUGGUCUUCCUUUCUCCUUCUCACUUCUCAGCCAUAACCAUCAACUACAAUGAAACACUGCUAACAUGUGACAAACCGCUUUCAAAAUACAGGCAGAGACUUGCAUGAGCUAUUUACCUUUCACGCGGGGAAUACAUUAUUUUUGCAUGCUUUAUUGCAUUGUAUUUUUAAGGUGUGUUUGAGAAGUCAUGUCAAAAACUCUUGCUUUGUGUUUUAUCAGGGGUUUCAAACACCUUGAAAUAAUAAAGGCACAAGGCCUCUUGCUUUCAUCUGUUUCUCAGUGUUUGGAACCCCUGUUGAAACACUCGCACUCGUUUUUGACAUAUUAGAGUACCAAUUUGUACUGACAAGAUUCACCAUCUACUGGUAACAAUUCUCAAAGAGUUUUUUCAGCCAAGAACCAGUAAAGUGCCUCAUAAGUAGACAAGUAUAAUUUUUUGAUGCACAUCUCAGAGAACCAUUAAUUUUAUAGAUUACGAUAUCUAUAGGAUUUGGACUUUCAUACCAUAUAUUGUAUCAUUCUGAUUAAGCAACCAGCUGAUUUAAAAUAUUUUAUUUACAGCCAAUUGAGGCAAUCAAUCCUUUUAAUUAUUGUAGAUAGAAGUGUUCUCCUUGGCCUUUUGAAUAUAUUUUUGACUGUUAUCGAAGAGUCAACCAGUCACGAAUAUUUGUGCUGUGUUUACCUCAAGGAAGACCAGAGUGUAGAGGCCUUUCUACCAACACAAAGAAAUGCCUGUAUAUACCAGUGUGGGAAUUUUUAAGCUCUGUUGUGAAAUAGCUAGGUUUUGUGGUAUGUUCUUCAUGUCCACCAGAUUCUUACAUCUUUGCUUUCUGCUCAAGGACUUCUAUUGGAGUCCAAAGUGUAUAAGAGGUGGAGAUUUACUGCAUAGCCCAAAACAAUGACAUUUGGAUGCAAUGAUAAAAAAGAAAAAAGAAAAAAAAAACAGGGAUAGGGUCUCACCCUGAGUCUCUUAUGUUGAGUGUCUUCAAAAAAUUAUGAGC
Messenger RNA from Stylophora pistillata, 3021 nucleotides. RefSeq lists its product as uncharacterized. The record is from RefSeq and is a predicted model, not a curated record. Lineage: Eukaryota; Metazoa; Cnidaria; Anthozoa; Scleractinia; Pocilloporidae.